UGUAGCGAGAAUGGCAGAGUGGUUGUAAAGUGAGAGAGUGGGCAUUCCGCAAAACAUAUAGAUUACAGAUGGAAAACGGAAGGAUACCUUUGUACUCGUGUAUAUUGGUUUUGCAGCUUUCUUUCGGCUGUGGGAUACUCCGGGCAGCAACACUGAACCUCUGGAACAUUAUGUUUCACUGGGAAGUGCGAAAGUAUCGGAUAGCCGAAAUGAUCAAAACUGUUCACCCUGACUUGAUAGCAUUACAGGAAGUCAGAGCAAGCGAGAAGGGGAAGCACACACAAAUAGCAGAACUUCAAGCACUUCUUCCUGAAUAUAAAUGGAGUCAUUUCCAUCCAGUCAAUGAAGUGGAACAGGUGCAAGACAGUUACUUGUCGGGAUGGGAGAAAGAAGGUAUAGGAGUACUAAGUAGACAUCCCAUGAUUUUGACCAAGAUUCAGCCUCUCAUAUACAACAAAGGUCCAGACACAAACAAGCGUGUUGUUGUGCACAUGCGUAUUGGCAUUAGAGGAAUGGGGAUCUUCAACUUGGCUGUAGUGCAUUUUUCUUAUGACAGGCAGCAGCAGUGCAGUAAUGCGAGAGAUGUGCUGGGGCAUAUUGAACGAAAUCAUCUGAGAAAUGUCGUAAUUCUGGGAGACUUCAACACUUACACAGAUUUCGAGAUGCCAAUCCAUCUGUUGACCAGUUAUAAAUGGAGCAAGAAAAAGUGCUAUGCUGACAGCCAGUUCCGCUAUGGUGGGCCGCGUUUUAGAGAUGUUUGGACAUCACUACAGUACAGCCACGAGGAAGGCUUGACAUUUAGUAAUAUGCCCACCCCAGGUUUGGAGAGUCGUCCAGAUAGGAUACUGGUGUCCACUGGGGUCAAGGUCCUGACGGCCAGACUGGACGGAAGUGGUACUGCGUACAGGGACAGGUACUACCAAGCAAUACUACGAGAGAGGUUUUACCGCAUUUUAGAGGCGUCCCAGAAUGCACGGCAAGGGUUUAAAGGUUAUUCAUGCCCUCACGAUUGCGGUCCCAGAGCUUCCUGUCGCUGCGGAGUUUGCGUUCGCGGUGGAAACCAGAAGACUUGUCUGGUACCCUACUGUACUGAAUGUCUGCCUGAACUGUACACACAUAUUCAAAUGACUGUGAUCCUUCUCAUAUUCUGCAUUGGACAGUUAAUCUUCGCUAUGCUACAAGUUAUGUUCACGAUGAACCGAAUCCAGCAGCUGAGAAAAUCGCCAUUCAUACUGUGUCUGUUCAACCCCGAGUUGUACAUCAGCUUAUCUUCGUUCACAAAGAGAGCCAAGCAGUCUGUUAUCUUCCAAUACUGCCCACUGUGCUAUCUUCCUCCGGGACCUCAGGUGUUAUACUGCAUUCUCUGCCUGACUCUGGCAGCAAGUUUAGGCUACUGGUUACUGGGGGAUAGUUUGAGGCUGGUGUACGCUGUGCCUGAUGAAGCCCUCCAUGCCUCAGACCACAUGAUGUUGACAGCAGACCUCUUUGCUAAACUGUAGUAUCUGCUUAUUGUAUAUUAUAACUAUUAUUAUUGUUGUUGUUGUUGUUGUUGUUGUGGUUCAGGGCUAGGGGCCAUCUCAGAAGAUGUUUUUUUGUGAGGGGGAGUGUCUAUAAUUAUCUGCCAGUGAGAAAUAUUGCUUAUGUGUUAUAUAAGUCUUUUGUAUUCGUGGAUAUAUCUCUAAAAAACCAAGGGUUAGUGCACAUAAUUUAUAAAAUUUUUUUCUGUCACAAGAUUUCUGUUUAAAUGGGGCGAUUUUAUCUGAAUAUGUUUUUAUAUAUAUACAGAAACUAUAAGAGUACACUGUAUGAAAAAUUAUUUUAAAAUGAUUGAAAUAUUAUGGAAUAUAAUUGUUAUAGACAACUUUUAAAAUGUGAACAUAAACUUUGUUACUUGCUGUUAAAGUACUUUUCUGUCAGCAUUGGGCUAAUGAUGGAGAAAUAUAUGCAAAAAAGCAAAUAAAAUAAAUAUAUCUCAAGUUUCAAGGAAUUUUAAAAUAAAAUAGAAUUGGCAGUUAGUGUCAAAUUAUAGCGACAGUUACAGCAUGGACAAUCACAAGCAACCAAAAUUGAAAUCCGAUGUCAGAAAUAAAAAUGCACACAUCUUUCUUUUUGCACACCUAGUUUAUUACAAAUUAAUCUCUUUAUUUAAAAAGUAUUCCUGUGUGACUAUGGUUUGAAUUAAAUGCAUGUUUCAAACAGAUUCCAUUUUGGUCCUAUUAUACUUAUUGGACACCCAUAAAACAUUUUUAGUUGUAGACCAAUCCCAAUGUUUGAUGAAUCUUUAGAGCUAAAUCUUUUACGAGUGAAAUACUGGUAAAAGUGCAUUGAAGACCACAUGUAGGCUAUCUUGCUGACCAUCUUGCCAACCUAUGGAAGAUCAUGAAUAGUUCCACAUAAUAGAAACCCAUUUGCACUCCAUUGUACUGGAUCAGAAGUAGUGGUAAGUGGUGCCAUCUACAGUUAAUCUGGUGCUAGUUGAGAAAACUGUCUGCACUGGAGUUCUGGUUCAUGCAUGUACUUUGCAAUAAUACAACUUUACAAAAAACAAUACUUGAAAGAAAAAGUGGACAGCAUUUAGAAAAAGUGAAGGCUAUAUAAAAUGUAAUGACUUAAAGGCUUCACCAUUGCAGAUAACAUUUAAAAGAGUUAUAUUAUUAUGUCCAUCAUGUAAAUGCAUGUAAGGUUACUUGACAGACAAUGACUACAUUCAAAAUAUUGGAAAAUUAAAAGAUGAUAUAAAGUAUAAUUACAGAUGAAGAAUACUAGAGCGGUAUAGGUCACCAUAUAAAACAGGGCUAUAAAUUAUUCUACAUCACUUCACAACACAGACAUGCCAUUUGGGAAUUUCAAAUUUAGUAAAAGAUACAAAUUCAGACUAAUAUCUUUCAUUGUGUGAAACUCAGUGAUUUUUAACCAAAAGACAAACCUGAUAGCAUCACACUAACUUUUGAGGCUAAUGUUGCUUACCACAUUUAUCUUAAUGUUAAUAAUUUAAAACCUAAAAAAAAAAUGUAUAUAUGCACAAAGUCCAUAUCCGAAUAAAUACAUAAUAUAAUACAAAUUGGAAAGCUUUCUUAUAAUCCAUGUCCUUCAAAAAUUCACAUCAAGGAAAAAUUUGCC
This is a messenger RNA of Lingula anatina, 3120 nucleotides long. RefSeq lists its product as uncharacterized. Gene Ontology annotation, biological process: GPI anchor biosynthetic process. The record is from RefSeq and is a predicted model, not a curated record. Gene Ontology annotation, molecular function: catalytic activity. Lineage: Eukaryota; Metazoa; Brachiopoda; Lingulata; Lingulida; Lingulidae. Gene Ontology annotation, cellular component: endoplasmic reticulum.